This is a messenger RNA of Austrofundulus limnaeus, 2109 nucleotides long. Its product is annotated as E3 ubiquitin-protein ligase TRIM39. The record is from RefSeq and is a predicted model, not a curated record. The transcript is spliced from 8 exons. Bases 51 to 1691 code for a protein of 546 amino acids. NCBI's taxonomy places the organism in Eukaryota, Metazoa, Chordata, Actinopteri, Cyprinodontiformes, Rivulidae. Gene Ontology annotation, molecular function: zinc ion binding; protein binding.
UUCUCUCCUGUCGAGGUCAUCUUUCACAUUCAGGGACGAGCUCAGAGGUCAUGGCUUCCAACAGCCUCCUUCUGUCAGAGGUGCAGUUCCAGUGCUACAUCUGUCAGGAUAUUUUCUCCGAGCCGGUCUCCAUCCCCUGCGGACACAGCUUCUGCUUCACUUGCAUCACAACCCACUGGGAGGACAGCUUCACCAUCAGUUGCCCCAAAUGUCAUAGGGUGUAUAAGGUUCGCCCCGAGCUGUGCGAAAACUCCUUCGCCAAAGAAAUCUCCGAGCAGAUCCGAGCCAGACGGCAGAACGGCGUGACGGGCAGGCCCGUCCGUUGUGACGUGUGCGUGGGGCAGCACAGUAGGGCUUUGAAGUCCUGCCUCGUGUGUCUGACCUCCUUCUGCGGGACCCACCUGGAGCCACACCUGAGAGUCGCCACCUUGAAGAUUCACAAGCUGAUCGAGCCCGUGGCCAUGCUGGAGAACAGGAUGUGCAAGCAACACCAGAGGCUCCUGGAGCUGUUCUGCAGAGCCGACCAGAGGUGUGUCUGUGUGCUGUGCACCGAAACCGACCACUGGGCCCACGACACCGUCCCGGUGGAACGAGAGAGCCACGAGAAGAAGGCUCAGAUGAAAAGGAUCGAGGCUGAAGUUCAGCAGAUGAUCCACGAUAGAGAGAUGAAGGUGGAGGAGAUCAAACUCAAUGUGGAGCUUAGCAAAGAGAACUCGGCGCAGGACAUAGAAAAAAGCGCAGAGGUGUUCUCAGCUCUGCUCCGCAGCAUAGAGAGGGUCCGAGCUGAGCUGGUGGGGAUGAUCCGGAGGAAGCAGGCGGCAGCGGAGCAGAGAGCGGAGCGGCUCAUCGAAGAGCUGGAGCUGGAAAUCGCCGAGCUGCAGAGGAGGAGAUGUGAGCUGCAGCAGCUUGGUCACACAGAGGACCACCUGCAUGUUGUACAGAGGUUUCCAGCUGUGAGCUCUCCUCCGUCUGUUAAAGCCUGCUCAGACGUCUUCGUCCAUUCAGACACGUGUUUGGGGGCUUUAAGGAGAGCGGUGGCCGACAUUCGAGAGCUGCUUCAAUCAGAGACGAAAAAUUUGUCCAUUCGAGAGCAUGAAAAGAUCCAGCAGUAUGCAGAUGAUGUUCGUCUGGACCCCAGGACAGCCAACCCCUGGCUCUUCCUGUCAGAAGACGGGAGGCAGGUACGGGACGGAGACGUUGAACAAAGAGUGGAGGAUGUCCCGGAGCGUUUUGACAAAGCUCCGUGUGUCCUCGCUCUCACUGGUUUCACCACCGGCAGACACUACUGGGAGGUGCACGUUGGAGACAAGACGGCGUGGGACGUGGGUGUGGCUCGGGAGUCCGUCAGCAGGAAAGGUUUGGUCACGCUGAGCCCAGAGGACGGUUACUGGGCCGUCUGUUUGAGGAAGGGCGUGGAGUACCGGGCGUGCGCGGGCCAGGCCGAGCUGCUGUGUCUGCCGCAGAGGCCGCAGGUGGUCGGAGUGUUCCUGGACUACGAGGACGGGACCGUGUCCUUUUACGACGCAGAGGCCAAGUCCCACAUCUACUCGUUUACAGAGUUCAGCUUCACGGACGCCGUGUUUCCCUUUUUCAAUCCGGACAUGAACGAAAAUGGUAACAAAUCACCGCUGACUGUCCGCCCGUUCAACGACGUCUACAGAGGCAGGGAUUUAGAUGACAUCACUAUAUGAUGCUAAAAAACAAAACGACAAAAUGUUUCAACAACAAAAAAAGGUGUUUGGUAUUAUUGAUGCAUCAGGACACUACGUGGCACAUUAUCCUAUGACCGUUUAUUUAUUUAUCACUAGUAUUAUAAUCUCAAAGUCUUACAUGUUAAUGGCUUGUUUUAUUCUGAAAACAAUUAUUCUAUAAUGCAAUAAAUUAUUUUUGUUGCAUUAAGUUUUUGUGGCUGAGCUUCACAGUCAUUUUAUGUUUUGUAGAAAAACAAAAGUCUCUUAUUUGUCUCUUUGUGGUGAGAUCUAUGGAGGACCGAAACUGACAUAAUUAGAAAUAAAAGCAGAAAUAUACAUAAGGAACAAUAAAUAAAUGCACCAGUUACAUUUUUCCAGCCUAGUUCCUACAAAUUAUAUAUUUAAGCAAAUAUUUAAA